Microsporum canis CBS 113480 is the source of this 1158-nucleotide messenger RNA. Its product is annotated as methylthioribose-1-phosphate isomerase. Lineage: Eukaryota; Fungi; Ascomycota; Eurotiomycetes; Onygenales; Arthrodermataceae. Gene Ontology annotation, molecular function: S-methyl-5-thioribose-1-phosphate isomerase activity. The record is from RefSeq and is a predicted model, not a curated record. The transcript has 2 exons. Bases 1 to 1158 code for a protein of 385 amino acids.
AUGUCUCUUCAAUCGAUCCGCUACAAGCGCGGCAUGCUACAGGUCCUGGACCAGCUCCAGGUACCCCACGUCGAACGAUAUAUCCCCGUCUCAACAGCUAAGGAAGGAUGGCAUGUUAUAAAAGAGAUGCACGUCCGAGGCGCGCCGGCUAUCGCUAUCGUUGCCGUUCUCUCACUCUCGAUCGAGCUGACAGAGCUGAUGGACCAUGAGAAGCUGUCGACUGAAGCAGACGAGGUCGAAGCCUACAUAUUAGAGAAGCUAGAUUACUUGGUUACCAGUAGGCCUACGGCGGUUAAUUUGAGUGAUGCGGCUAUUAAGUUGAAAACGUUGGUGCAGAAGAGGAAGCAGAUCGGGGACCCCAAGGGCAAAGAUCUGGCGGAGGCGUAUGUUGAGGCGGCGGAGAAAAUGCUGAUUGACGAUGCGAUGGAUAACCAUCGAUUGGGAGACUUUGGAGCAACGUGGAUCGUGAAUAACACUCCUGUAGGUAAGGAGGGAAAGAAGGUCGGUGUCUUGACGCAUUGCAACACAGGCUCUCUUGCAACUGCCGGGUAUGGAACAGCGCUGGGAGUCAUCCGCUCCCUUCUAGCCUCAGAUAAGCUCGAGCACGCCUAUUGCACAGAAACCAGGCCGUACAACCAAGGCGCCAGACUCACUGCCUUUGAACUAGUACAUGACAAGAUCCCAGCCACCUUGAUCACAGAUUCCAUGGCCGCCUCUCUCCUCGCGCAAAAGGGAGCCGGCCUCGCCGCCAUCGUGGUAGGAGCAGACCGGGUUGUCGCAAACGGAGACACUGCCAACAAGAUCGGAACAUAUCAACUGGCUGUGCUCGCCAAAUAUCACGGCGUGAAGUUCAUCGUUGCCGCGCCCAGAACCACUAUUGAUCUGCGCACCAAGGAAGGAGAGGAUAUCAUAAUUGAAGAACGAGCAAAAUCGGAAGUCACCAGGAUCACAGGCCCACGUAUCAGUGAUCUGGGUAAAAACGAGGAGAACAUCACUCUUGAAACCGUCAACAUUGCUGCCCCUGGAAUCGACGUCUGGAACCCCGCCUUCGAUGUCACGCCGUACGAUCUUAUCGACGCCAUUGUAACGGAAGUCGGUGUUGCCGAGAAGAAUGCAGACGGGCUUUUCCAGCUAGAGAAACUCUUUGGCUUCCCAUAA